Messenger RNA from Aspergillus campestris IBT 28561, 3322 nucleotides. RefSeq names its product MINDY family deubiquitinase. Gene Ontology annotation, cellular component: cell periphery; cytosol. The record is from RefSeq and is a predicted model, not a curated record. The coding region runs from base 461 to 3034 and encodes 857 amino acids. The transcript is spliced from 3 exons. Gene Ontology annotation, biological process: protein K48-linked deubiquitination. Gene Ontology annotation, molecular function: cysteine-type deubiquitinase activity; cysteine-type carboxypeptidase activity; K48-linked deubiquitinase activity. NCBI's taxonomy places the organism in Eukaryota, Fungi, Ascomycota, Eurotiomycetes, Eurotiales, Aspergillaceae.
GGUCGAACCACCACCGUCGUCACUGAAGCUAGUUGCUUCUGUCAAUCCAGACCAAGGUUGGUUAUAGGAACGAAAAGCAUGGCUAUCAUCCCGCGCCAGCUCUAUUCUUAUGACUAGCCAAUUCUACAUCUUAACUACUGGUACCCUCAGCCUCUUUAAUCUGCUCCAGGCUGACUGCAACAACCGUCACUCCCCCGUCCCAGCCUGGUCCGCCGGUGUCGCCUCUCUAAGCCACUGCCUAGUCUCGUUUACGAUCCGGUGGUUUACAACUUCGCCUCAACCAUCCAUACUCCAUUCGUGCACGGGGUCUUUGGGUUUUAUUGUCCUUGGUUGCCCGGUUAGGAUUCGCUAGCGGUAUUUAUAUUCACGAACGGGGGUCCACACGUUGCUCCAGCCUUGCACGUCGGCGAGUGCGCCUGCUGUCCUACGUUCGCUAUAAGAGCUAGCCUUAUUCGCCUUCAUGGUGUUGCGCAAGCGAGCUCCUCCACAUCUGUCACUUCUCGGUCAAGGAAACGCCCCUGCGGACUUACGCUCAGAUCCUCGCUUGUUGGCCCCCAAGACCGCUCCGACCGUAAAACCCGCGUCGUCGUCUCCCCCGAAGCGUUUGACCCGCCCCAGGCGAGCUCAGAGCUCUCCGCACCCCCACCGCGUGCCGUCUUUACAAUCGGUCUACUCCCCUGAUCUCCGUACGUCACCGGCCUUCAAUUUGAUGCCGUUGGAACAGGCUCAGAAGUCUCCGAUUCGGAAUUUCCCCGGCGACAUCCCAGUUCCGUGGAUGGACGAGCUCGUGGAACGGCCAGGCCAGAGUCGUCCCCAGUCGGUGGAUUCGACACCGCGUUUCAAUAUGGAAAACAAUACACAUAACGAAGGACCCGUGGACGAGCGGGGAGGCCAGGGCCGUGUUCCCUCGAUCCUCGUCGCGGGGAACCAGCGGAAAGCAGACGAUCAACAAGCCUCUGCCCAUGCUCCCGACGGGGAGUAUGUCGGUCAGCCACCGGUGCAGUUGCAGUCCAACAAUCCGUUCUUGAAAGGUCAGCCAAACCAUUCGGAUAACCGAACGUCUGAUGCGGGAUCGUCAUUCAUAUCCCAGGAUGGCGCAAGCGGACGACUAGGUCAGGAUGAAGGCUAUAUUCCCAUGACUGCACGCAUAUCGCUUGUUGACGAAAGUAAUUCGGAAAAUCAGUCAGCGACCGAGACAUCGAACGCGACUGCCCAGCAUCAGCAUCCGGGGCAAAGCCAACCUCCAGUUGAUCAAGUCAACAACGAUCAAUAUAUAGCUUUGCCCAUGUCUGCUUCCGAUCCGCUUCGACCCAUGUCAUACGACGGCCAGGUGUCCGCGUACAUGACACCGCCGUCGGGGAAGUUGUCGCCGUGCGAUGGAAGCAACACCCCUGCGACCCCUUCAACACCAGCUACGGGCUCGUCUCACGUCCUCGUCGAAUUCGAUCAAUCCUUGCGGUCAGAGCCUAGUCCUGCUGAGGUGCCUCCGCCGAGCUACGAGUUGGACAAGCAACAGGAAAUCCACAAGGACCACGGAAAAGCCCCGUCUCUGCCGGAUCGCUCGGUCACGGGACCCAGCGGCGCUGCCGUCUUUCAGCCCAGAAUACUACCCCCUCUUUCCGAGGCCGAAGAGAAGCGCCAGAGAGAGCAACGGUCGGAGACCUAUGCUAUCAGACAUAUCAACUGGAAGGAUAGCACGGGGAAGAUGCGCGAAUCCCCCAUUUUGAUUCAGAACAAGAAUGGUCCCUGUCCGUUGUUGGCCCUCGUUAAUACAAUGGUUCUACGAGCCAGCGAAAACGAUCCGCCACCCAUCGUACGGGCCUUGCAGACCAAAGAGCAGAUAUCGCUCGGUUUGUUGAUCGAAGCCUUAUUUGACGAAUUGACGACACGUCUGAGUCCUGAGGACGAGUUUCCGGAUAUUGAGGCUCUGAGCCGAUUUCUAACUAUGUUGCACUCCGGCAUGAACGUCAAUCCCCGGCUCACAUUGACAUGGAGGGAAGCCCUUGGGUCUUUCGAGGCCACCGAUGAUAUUCAGCUCUAUGGUACCUUCGGCGUGCCAUUGGUGCACGGCUGGGUUGCGGCCCCCAGAAGCGAAGCUGAUUAUGCAUUGGCUCGCCUAGGCCAGUACCACGAAGAUAUACAGCUGCUUCCCUUCCGCAAGCAUGAGCUUGAAGACCGUGUUACCCGCGGGGAGUCGCUCUCUCCAGAAGAUGAACAGGUUCUCAAAGAUAUCCAAACCAUCGAGAAGUUUACAGAUAUCGAGAACGCGACUCAGUUGAGCGAUUUCGGCCUAGAUCAUCUGGCCAAGAAAUUGGCCCCCGGGUCAUUUUCAAUCUUGUUCCGCAAUGACCAUUUCGCGACUCUUUACAAGGACCCUCGUUAUAACCGGCUUUUCACCCUGAUCACCGAUGCUGGGUACUCCAAUCACGCAGAGAUCGUGUGGGAGUCCCUGGUCGAUGUAAAUGGAGCCGUCUCGGAGUUCUACUCGGGCGAUUUCCGCUCCGUGGACCAUUCUCAAUCUUAUUCCUCUCCUGGGGCGUCCGACCCGUCCGGCCCACGAACAUCCAGCACUGCUCUCAAAGCCCCGCCCCCACGGAAAGACGGGGCCCCGUUGACCGCUCAAGAACAGGCGGAUGCGGACUUUGCCUAUGCACUCUCGCUACAGUACCAGGAAGAAGAGCAAGAGCGCACGGCAGCCAAUCGAAGCCGUGUCCGAGCACCCUCCACGUCCACGCCGCAGACCAACCGGGGUACAUCCCAAUCAUCCGAUCAAGGUCGUCGGCCCACUUCCACCCGCCAGUUUUUCCAGCCUCAGCGGGGCAACACCGAAGACGACGGGCCUCCGCCCUCAUACGAACAGGCGGCUAAGAGUCCGGAAUACUCCCCAGAACGAACACCUCAUCUAGUGCCCGAAAUCCCUUCAUACACUCCGUAUACCAGGAACCAGUAUGGGCGGCGACCGGCCAGCGGUGCCGUCGGCGCAGGGCUACCUGAUCGACCACGGGAUCGGAACAAAGACUGCGUGGUUAUGUAAAUGCAGCUAUCAAGCCAUCUGGCGUGAGAAGGCUUUUUACAGCUCGCCCACACGUCAGCUAACUUUAUGACGGACGAUAUUUAUGAUGCAAUGUAUUCUACAUAGAUACCAAUAGCAACAGCGCCUCUAGUACGCCUUAUCCUUAUUGGAUUUGUGGUUUUGGGAUUCUCGCAUUUGCCUUUUUUUUUUUUUUUUUCAUCUUCUCCUGUUUUUUGUUCAGGGGAACACUUAGGGAAUUUAUGUUCUGCCUUUUUAUGUUCUGCCUUUUUAUGUUCUGCCUUUUUAUGU